AUGAAAACCAGUACAGAAAAUUUCUCUAGCACACUACACUCAGCUCUUUUAAAUGUCAGAUCUUUAGCUGGAAAAUCAUUCUUAAUCAACGAUCUUAUCAUCAAGCACAAUCUCAACUUAAUGUUUUUAACUGAAACCUGGUUAGAACAAGAUAACAGUGCAACUGUACUUAUUGAGUCAGCCCCCCCUAACUUCAGCUUUAUGAGUGAAACGAGGAAGCAUAGAAAAGGAGGUGGAGUAGCUAUUCUAUUCAAGGACUCAAUGCAAUGUAAACAGAUGUACUACGGGAAUUUUCCUUCCUUUGAAUAUGUGGCCUUCCAGUUGAACUCUGCUACUAGAGCAAUAUUCCUUAACAUCUACAGACCUCCUAAAUACUGUGUGAAUUUCUUUGAUGACUUUACUGAAUUGCUGUCUAUAAUCUGUAUUGACUUUGACUGUGUAGUGAUUGUUGGUGAUUUUAACAUUCACGUUGACAACCCCCAGGACAGAGGCACCAAAGAAUUGUGCUGUCUCCUUGAUAACUAUGGUUUGACCCAACAUGUAACAGAGCCCACACACAAUAGAGGUCACACUCUAGACUUAAUUAUUUCCAAGGGCCUGAACAUACCCAAAAUUAUGGUUACUGAUGUUGCUAUUUCUGAUCACUCCUGUGUGUUUUUUGAGAGUACUAUCUCUAUGUUAUUCACCACUGCUCAGACAGAGGUAAUCACCAAGCGGCUUAUCACUGACUACACCAGUGAAAUAUUUAAUCAGGCUUUGACUCCUCUCCCAGCUCUCUCACGGCUCUCGGUCAAUGAGCUUGUAGAAGACCUUUGCUCUAGAAUCACAAAUGUGAUGGAUGCCAUUGCGCCCACCAAGGUGAAAAUAGUCUCUGGCAAGAAAAGAUCUCCAUGGAGGAAUGCCGCGCUGGUCAGAGCUGAAAAAAGAGAGUGUCGGAAAGCCGAACGCAGAUGGCCAAACACAAGCCUUCAGGUUCACUAUCAGAUCUAUAAAGAGAGACUUCGUAUCUUCAACCUAGAACUAAGAAAUGCUAGACGAUCCUUCUUCUCAGACAUCAUCACCAAAAACAAAAAUAAUGCACGCGCCCUAUUUACCACAGUCGACAGGCUAACAAACCCUCCAGUAUCAGUAGCCUCUGAAUUUCUGUCUGCCAAGGCUUGUAAUGAAUUUGCCUCCUUCUUCAAUAACAAAAUCCAGAAAAUUAGACAAACAGUCAGUAGCUCAAUAUCCGGUACAGGAUAUGUGUUGUCCAUGUGUACUAACCCCAGUAGCAUGACACAAUUCAACCCGAUCAACAUUAAAACCCUGGAGGACAUCAUACUAAAUCUGAACUCCUCCACCUGCUGCCUUGAUAUUCUGCCAACAGGUUUCUUUAAAACAGUUUCUAAUUGCAUGGCCUCAGAUCUUCUACAGAUUGUCAACAUGUCACUUCUGUCAGGUGUCUUUCCACAGGCCCUGAAAACUGCUGUCAUAAAGCCUCUCCUAAAAAAAAGCAACCUAGACAACUCAGUAAUGAACAAUUAUAGGCCUAUAUCGAACCUCCCGUUUUUAAGCAAAAUCAUUGAAAAAGCAGCCUUCCAACAGCUUCACAACUUCUUAGUCCUAAACAAUUGUUUUGACGUUUUCCAGUCAGGGUUUCGACUGCAUCACAGCACUGAGACUGCUCUUAUCAAAGUCUUUAACGACAUCCACUUAAACUCAGACAAUGGCAAAAUUUCAGUCCUAGUAUUGCUCGAUCUCAGUGCCGCUUUCGACACGGUUGACCACAGCAUCCUACUCGAUCGACUGGAAAACUGGGUGGGACUUUCUGGAACAGUACUAAACUGGUUUGCAUCCUACUUAAAGGAUAGAGACUACUUUGUGUCUCUAGGUAAUUACACAUCAGAGCGAACAAAAAUGACAUGUGGGGUUCCCCAAGGCUCCAUUCUGGGGCCACUCCUGUUCAACAUUUACAUGCUCCCUCUAACUCAAAUCAUAGCAAACAACAAAAUAUCUUACCAUAAUUAUGCAGACGACACACAGAUUUACAUAACCAUGUCGCCAGGCGACUACAAUCCAAUACAAACACUGAGUCAGUGUAUUGAACAAAUCAACGAUUGGAUGUGUCAGAAUUUUCUUCAACUAAACAAAGAUAAAACUGAAGUAAUUGUAUUUGGAGCAGAAGACGAGCAAUUAAAAGUCUGCGCUCAGCUUCAAUCGAUAAUGUUAAAAAGCACAAACCAAGCCAGAAACCUUGGUGUUGUCAUGGACUCAGACCUGAAUCUUAACAGCCACAUAAAGACAAUUACAAAGUCAGCCUACUAUCACCUGAAGAAUAUAUCCAGGGUCAAAGGACUGAUGACCCAGCAGGAUUUGGAAAAGCUUGUCCAUGCAUUUAUCUUCAGCAGACUUGACUACUGUAACAGUGUCUUCACAGGUCUCCCCAAAAAAUCCAUCAGACAGCUCCAACUGAUUCAGAAUGCUGCUGCUCGAGUCCUCACUAAGACCAAGAAAGUAGAUCAUAUCACCCCAGUUCUCAGAUCUUUACACUGGCUUCCCGUCUGUCAAAGAAUUGAUUUUAAGAUACUAUUGCUGGUUUAUAAAGCACUGAAUGGAUCAGGACCAAAAUACAUUUCUGAUAUGCUGAUACGUUACGAACCAUCCAGACCGCUCAGAUCAUCAGGAGCAGGUCUGCUCUCUGUCCCCAGAGUCAGAACUAAACGUGGAGAAGCAGCUUUUAGUUUUUAUGCUCCUCAUGUCUGGAACAAACUCCCUGAAAACUGUAGGUCUGCUGAAACUCUCAGCUCUUUUAAAUCACAGCUGAAAACGCAUAUGUUUGCUGUGGCCUAUCAUUAA
Xyrichtys novacula (pearly razorfish) is the source of this 2835-nucleotide messenger RNA. The record is from the annotation of a GenBank genome assembly. NCBI's taxonomy places the organism in Eukaryota, Metazoa, Chordata, Actinopteri, Labriformes, Labridae.